This is a messenger RNA of Morchella sextelata, 279 nucleotides long. RefSeq lists its product as uncharacterized. The record is from RefSeq and is a predicted model, not a curated record. NCBI's taxonomy places the organism in Eukaryota, Fungi, Ascomycota, Pezizomycetes, Pezizales, Morchellaceae. Bases 1 to 279 code for a protein of 92 amino acids. The transcript is spliced from 5 exons.
AUGAUUCACAUAUCACAGCGAUGGGAGUGUGUAUGCAGUACUCUAGAUGCAUACAUGCAUAGUAGAAAAUUAGUAAGGGCAGUAAUAAUGCCAAGACUCCACUAUCGAAGGGCUCGGAGGAAAGCAGCCCCAACCCUUACUCCGAUUCCUCUUGCAAGCGAAUCGGCGUCCUUGGUUCCUCCGCGCGCGGCCACUCUGAAGCCACCGACCGAGAAGACGUGGUCGCUACUCUACCUAACUACCUACCUCCACCACCAGAUCAAUACCUAUCACUACUAG